Messenger RNA from Nomia melanderi (Alkali bee), 4253 nucleotides. Lineage: Eukaryota; Metazoa; Arthropoda; Insecta; Hymenoptera; Halictidae. The record is from RefSeq and is a predicted model, not a curated record.
UAUGUUGCACCUCGAGUUUGUAUCACGUGGAAUUCAAGCGUUAUCCUGUAAGCUGCCAUAACUAUCACAAGUCUUGUUUUUAUUGUGAAUUUCCAUGAAACGUGAAAAGAAAUGAAAUACUAAAGGAAAAGACCCCACCAAGUGUCCAACUUUGAUUUCGAUAAUUUUUCGUGAGAUGACAGUACCACGUGGAUCUCUAGUUAUAUAUAUAAAAUAUUAGGUAUAGAUAAUACUUGAUAGUUUUAAAGUUGUAAACAGUUAAACUUUCAUACCUAUUUGAAAAACACGUCUCAUCGUAGGGUUCGAGAUUCUCGAACUUGUAUGCGUACGAAUCUCGCAGCUAGGGAGAUUUACACCUUACCCCGCCAAUAGAGCUUUCAGGAAUUUCGUCGCAACCAUAGUGUAUCGAAGAGGUAUGAAAGUUUAAUUGUUUAUAUCUUUAAAACUAUCGAGUAUCUAUACCUAAUCUAUACCUAAUAUUUUACAUACAAUCAAAGUCGGACACUCGGGGUCCUUCUUGACUCGAGUAAAUAUUACAUGUGAGAUGAAACGAACAGAACAGUUGAUAGGAUGUACUAUAUCUUUCCGUUUGUGUGAAUAUAUAUUUUAUCUUCAUCCUUUUACUUAAUUAUGGCUUAUGAAACGAACGAGAAAAGUGUGAAUGUCACAGUGGUAGAAGACCAUGGCAAUCUUACGUCGAAAGAAAUACUGGAGAAACGAUUGCAAAUGAAAUCGGAGAAGGUUGAGUCUUUAAGCAGAGAAUUACGUCAAUGUAGAUCGCAAGGAGAUCAGUUCAAGUCAAUGGCGGAACAAAUGCAAGAAAAGUUUGUACAGUUGCAAACGCAGAUAAACAGUGCACAAGAUUCUAAUGGGUGUUACAACUUGGAGAAUCACUUUAAGACUUUGGAUCUACUAAUGGAAGCUCGGGAACAAAAUAAAUGUCUUAGAUUGCAAGUGUCGACUUUAAGACAAAAAUUGGAGGAUAGUGGAACAGAUGUGAAGACAUUGCAUAAGAGUACCGCGCAAAGUUGCGUGAAACAGCAAGGUCCCGAAUGCACUCCUGCUGUUCAUCAAAGGGAAGAAAUGAUAGAGCAGUUGGAAAGAUUGAACGUUAAGUUGCAGACGGAUUUACAAAUGGUUUUAGACGAGAAACACGAAUUGGAGAUGGAGAGGGAUGCUUUUAAAUGCAAAGCUCACAGAUUAAAUCAUGAACUGUCGAAAGCGUUAAAUGCCUCCAAACCGGUGGAUCUAGAUGCUCUUAUCAAUGAGAAUAGAUAUCUUCAGGAAAGAUUACAACAGUUACUAGAGGAGAAGGAACUUACGAGGCAAUCACUUUCAAAGUACAAAAGCAUGCUGGAUAGUAAACGGGUGAAAGGAUCUGUGAAAUUGGGAGCUAAUACAACUGCCGGUACAAUUAUGACGCAUAAACAAGUGGAACAGUUGCUCCAUCAUGAUUCUCACGUGCCGGUUCAGAAAUCUGCAGCAGCCAUGUCCGAUUUACGAUGUCUGUGUGUAGCUCUGUUGGAAGCGUUGAACGAUAAAACGUUAGCUUUGGCGCAUCAAAAGAAAGCAAACAAAAUAUUAGCAUUGAGAAUAUGCGAAUUGGACAACACGAUAGAAUCACCGUCAACGAAAUUGUUGGAAGGAUACACGGGUGCAAACGUUGACGCGAGAUGUGAAAAGGAUGUAGCGGAGCUAGUGGAGAAAACGGAAUGUAGCAUAGAAGAGGAAAAAGCGGUGCACAGUAUCGAAGAAACGGACAAGAACGAUGGCGCACGAGUCUCUUCGUCGGAAAGUCAAGUAAUGCAACAAUUGCAUUCGAUACAGAUGAGCCUUCCGAAAAAUUUGAGAGUUUUAGUUCAGAAGGCGAUAAACAAUUUAAAGGAGAGUGAUAGAGGGAAAGUGUAAACCGAUAUACACCGAAUCUUAAAGUAUUUAGAAUGAAACGGAGGCGAUCCACGCGUCGAAGUAGCACGCAUCGUCGUCGCCCGUUAUCUAGUCUCGCUGCACAGACGACUAAAAUUCAGUGUAUCAUUAGAGUGAUGUAUUAGAUGGCCUGUGCGAGAUAAUAUCGAAUACGAAUGUUAUUUUAAGCGAACAUGCGAUCAAUAAUCGUCCCGCGUAUGGAAUUUCCUCUUUCUAACGAAACGAUUGUUGAUGGAGUGAUCGUGUAAGAUAAGAUAUCAUUUGCUCUCUCACCUUUGGCGCAAAAUGGAAUUCAACUGGAUUAACCACGAACCGAUGAUAAUGUUUCCCAUAAUUUCCGAUUUGUUACUUGUUUUAUUACCGAUUUUUACUCUGCUGAAAAAUGUCAAACAUUCGAAAGUUCCGAUUACUUUUUGUUUCUCGUGAGUUUAUGUCUUUUGGUAGAACAAACAAUAAUGGAAAAGAUAAUUAGAAAACCGUGUUACCGCUCCGUGAACAUUCGUCUUUCUCUUUGAUUGAAUUUCGAAUUUAAAUGUUCGUUUGGUAAACGUUUGUACCGUUGCCUUCCGCGCAUUUGUACCUUGGCCCGGAAAUAGGGAAUUAAAACAAUUGCGAAUGGUACGAUCAUAAGCAUAAGAAUGAAUUCAGCUGCAACACACACCUGCCGCAAAAAGAGUUUCUGCUCUCGUUUCCCGUUCGUUUCUCGUUCCCGUUCCCAUUCUUGUUCCCAUUCUUGUUCCCAUUCUUGUUCCCGUUCACGUGCCGCGUUUGCUUCAAGUAUGCCUCGAUAGGCUGACGUCUUUUUUGCUUUCCACGCUUCGAAGGACAAUCCGUUUUCGUUUAAUCGUCGCGUCGUCGAAGCUCUAAAAUAAUUGGCUCGUAUCACGGAAACCGAAUAAACGUUACGCGACGAAUCGUUCGGGAAGAAGCUGGAUUACGACCUGGUACCGUUCGGGUGUAUCCGGAGUUUCUCCGGGACAAGGUUCGUUGCGCUUUUCGAUCGGUCCGAAGAAUUUGCUCGCUUAAACGAGUUAUUCCAAAUUUCGAUAAAGUUUAAGUCCGUUCGCUGUGAAAAGGGAGGAGGAAUUCGUGAUUUUUCGAGUGCAAACGGUUGCAGUGUCAGGUUCAAACGACGACUGUAGCGUACCUCGACAGGAAUGUCGACUGAAACAGCCCGAGUGUCCGUCCUUGACGGGUUGUCGCGAUUUCUGGAAGAAGAUGUUAUUAUUUCUUCAUCUGCCGUAGUACCGUUUGCGUUUUCGUUGGUAUCGCUCGAUAGAACCGUAGCCGCCUCCGUAAAAAGUCGACUCGUACGACGUUUGUGCCGGUGUCUGCGACUAUCGCCGGAUCUAUGGGAUUUGCGGUGAAGCAAAGUUCCCGAUAUAUCCUGGAAUUAAGAGAGAAACGGAUGUUCGAGACACGCAUGGGUAGAAGCGACAGAAAGGAGCGUUAAGGACUCUGACUGGCUCGUUGAUCGGUGGCGAAGUUGUUUCGUUUUCUUUGCGACUGGUAUCCUUCGAUUUCGAGGAUUUCUUGAAACACCAUUCUUCGUAAAUCGUUCGAUGGAAUUGAAUAAUCUGUUCUACGUGGAAACACGGACAAGGUACAUUCUCGGUCUACGAAUCGCGUUGAUCCGCGCGCUUCACUAACCGUUAUUUUCCAUCGCUUCGUUCACCGCUCGCUCGACGAGACUCGAGAAAUUUUCAACCGAGACACUUUUGCUUUUCAUAUUGAACUCGAAUCGUUUGAAUUUCGUGAGAAUUUCGAAAUCCUGGACCAGAGCGACUCGACGAACGCUGUUAACGAUCGCGAAGAUUGUCGGGUAACUUUGGAGUUGCGCAAAGAUUACCCGACAUCGGGUAAAUCGUGGCGAAUUAACCAAACGGAGGAACGGAAGAGAAACAGGCGCGAGAAAUUUACUUGGAAAUCGAAAGUUCGAGUACGAAAGAGUAGAGAUUCGCAUCGAGGAAUCAUGACCGUGGCGUUUGCGGCUGAUUUCUCGAUAAAUAUUUCGAUCGUGGCGGGUUGCAGUUUUAAAGGGGGGCACAGCAUUUGCUUUUCUUUAUUUCCAAUUUCUCGAAUUCUAAUUAGUUGUUCGAUAUAUUCGUAUGCGCGUAGAUAAAAGUAAUAUUAAGGUUUGCUAUGUACACAAGCACGAAUACGAAUGCGAAUGCGAAUGCGAAUGCGAAUGCGAAUGCGUAUGAUUUUCUAACGGUAGAAAUCGUAACAAUAGCAACGACGACAGAAGUAGUAGCAGUAAUACUAAUGACAAUGGUGACGAUAAAAAUACAAUUAAUAUAAAUAUUAAUAGGAAUAAUAAUUAAAAU